GUUGUGGUCAUGACCCGUCGGUGCGAGGUGCCACUUCCGGGUUCGUGUCCAGUCCUAAUCUGUGCAGUGUGAAGCUGAAGGUUCGAGUUGAAGUAAUUACGAUGUGGUGGCCAAACAGGUUGUAUUAGUCAGGCUAUAUGUCAGCAAAGAUGUCAACAAUUUUGCAUUGGACAAGUUUGUAAAUACGAUAUUGUAAUUCACCUGAAGACAGGAGCUCAGAACUUUGCAACGUGACUGCAUAAUGUUUAUAGAGGCCUAGAACUGUUAUUGUUUCCCAAAACAAGAAUGAUUACAGUAAAUACCGAAGAGUCCGGGACCAGAGAAGAAGUGAAGAUGAGUGCCCCACGACGGAACAUCAAGUUUCUGAUGUUUAUGAUCCACGUGAACUACGCCAUCUAUGGAAUCAGUUCACAUCUACAAGGUGGAGCAUUCCCGUUUGUGUCUAAGAAGCUUGGCGUUGACCCCACCACCUGGGGCUACCUGCAGACCACCAUCGCCGUCGCUCAGCUGGCCGGAUGUCCCAUCUUCGGCCGGUUCGGAGACCUGUACGGGGGCAGGGCUGCCAUGACCUUGACAUUCCUCGGGAUGAUGGUGGAAAGCUUGCUGGUGGCCAUGGCCUUCUCUGGUGGUAUCCCACUGCUGUUUAUCUCCAGGGCACCCAUGCUGUUCAUUCAUCCAAUGACAGCCUUCCAAAUGGUGGCGUCAGACCUGUCAGAUGAGAAGACGCGAGCGGACGCUCUGGCAAAACUCAACAUCGUCUCCACGGUAGGCCGGAUCCUAGGACCAACCAUAGCUGGCUGGCUGGUGGAGCACUAUGGGGAGUCUUUCACCUGUGUGGCAGCGGCCAGCUUGUCGGCUGUCUGUGUGGCCCUGGUCCUCGUUUUUAUUCCUGUCAGCACUAAACAAGUCAACGAGGAAAAGGUAGAAACCUCCAGCCAAAAAAAGACCAGUCUGUUUGACUAUAGAGAGAUACUUCGACUGUUGAGGAUCCCGGCAGUGGCAGAGCUGCUGGGAAUAAAGAUGUUCUGCAGCGUGGCCUUCUUCCUCCUGAACUCCAUGAUGCCCAUCAUACAGAUGGAAGUCUUCAACAUGAGUCCACAAGAGUACGGGUACUUCGGUACCUACCUCGGCAUCGUGUAUCUGAUCUGCUUCAGCUGUGUGAGCCCCUUGACAAAGCGGUUGAGUGACAUCAACGUCAUGCGGUUUUCUGAAAUCCUUGUCACCAUCGGAGAUUUUGGCUUGGCCCUGUCCAACAACUAUUGGCAGGCUGGUCUGGCCUUCCUCCCACGAUGCUUUGGGGACGGUAUCCUGGCAACCAUGAUCAACUCUGGGCUCAGUAAGGGGGUUUCUGCUCAGGAUACAGGAGGUGUGAUGGGCCUGAGCCUAUCUGCGGGCCAUGUCCCACACAUGAUCACACCGCCCAUCGCUGCCUACCUGUUCGAAACCUUCGGCUACCGGUCUAUAGGUAUCGGCUGCUUUGCGAUAAACAGCGCCAUGACUGUGUACCUACUUCGGCGUAAAGACGCACCAUCAACAUAGUGUGCUACCCGACAAUCAACUUUUCUUUCUUUAAUUGAGAUUGAUGUAAGAUUGAUGUAAUGUAGUUAUUCAUUUUUGGACAUUUAAACUUAAAACUAUGUUUGUUCUAGACAAUUUAUUGUGUUCAAACACAAUACAGAAUUUAAGAUGGUGCCAGGAACACCUUAAAAGCAAUUUGUUUUGACUCAAAGAGAAAAUCAGGAUGAGUGGUUUAUGUGGUGCAAGUACUGUAGUUAAGAAUGUUAUUUGUUCCAGUACAGAUAUGUUAAGUAUUUUGAGCCUUGGUGAAGUUGGUAGAAUGAAAGGUGUACAGGUGUAGGCAGGGCUAACACCACUUACACAUUUUAUUGCAACAAUUGCACAUGGUUUAGAAUAGUUUUAGCCUAUGUUGUUUUCAAAGUUACUAGAAUUGUUAGAUUGAAAG
Messenger RNA from Branchiostoma floridae (Florida lancelet), 1963 nucleotides. RefSeq names its product solute carrier family 22 member 18-like. The record is from RefSeq and is a predicted model, not a curated record. The transcript is spliced from 8 exons. Bases 286 to 1539 code for a protein of 417 amino acids. Lineage: Eukaryota; Metazoa; Chordata; Leptocardii; Amphioxiformes; Branchiostomatidae. Gene Ontology annotation, molecular function: transmembrane transporter activity. Gene Ontology annotation, biological process: transmembrane transport.